GAAAAAAUAGUAUUAAUUGUAAAAUUGAAUGUAGGGCAUAAAAUGAUAUUUUCAGAUUUGAGUCUUGUAUUAGUGAUUUUACUAGUUCUUUUAAUAUUUUGGGUUAGUCACUCUAGAGAUAAGAGACUAGUAAUUUUUUCGAAGCUUCAAUCAGGGCCGACACCCUUGCCCUAUAUAGGAAAUGUUAAUGUUUUAUACAAACAAAAUUUAAUUGAAGGCUUACUUGCUCUGAAGAAACAAUUUUCAUUUCCUUGCAAUUUUUGGGUCUACAAUGAUUACUAUUAUAUAACGGAUAAUCCAGAAGAGAUAAAAUCGUUUCUCUUGAAUACCACUAAGAGUUUUCGGAAAACCCCUUUCUAUGAUGACCUGAUAAAAGUGAUGAUGAAAGAUAGUUUUGUUCUAUUGGAUAAUGUCGAAGAAUGGAGACAUCAUAGAAAACUAGCAAACAAGGCAUUUGCAUCAUCCAUUUGGUACAAAUAUACUCCAGUUUUUCACAAAACUGCCAUAAAAUUAAAUAAAAAAUUACAAGAUAUCAAAGAAUCUGUGACGCUAUUGGAAGUACUAAGCAGAUACUCAUUCGAUACGUUUAUGGAAAACUUUAUGGGUGUCAAUAUUAAAGAUGAAUCGACAGAAAAUGAGCUAGUAAAAGCCCUUACAAGAAUGUUGAAUAUCACUUUUCAGCGAACAUUAUUUAAUAGAACAAUUCCUCACUGGGCUUACAAGUAUUUGACCAUCGAAGGAAGGCAGUUUUACAAAGAGUUCACCUUCAUUAAGAAAAGAUUAAAAUUCUUAAUUGACAAAAAAAGAAUUGAGCUUCAACAAAAAUCUGAAAACGCUGACUAUCUGCUUCAAUUACCACUAGUAGAAACACUUAUUUUAAAAGAAGAAUCAGACUUUUCCUUAGAUGAAGUAGUUAACAUGAUGAUGCUAUUAUAUGUUACAAGUAUUGACACAACGGUUUUAACAUUAUUUUACACAUUAAUGCAUUUGGGAACGCAUGCAGAAAUACAGGAUAAAGUACUUCAAGAAAUACUGGAUAACGUUGGUUCUGAAGGAGAAAUCGAAACCAAAGACCUAAGCAAUUUAAAAUAUCUUGAACAAUGUAUAUUUGAAACUCUUAGACUUUAUCCCAUUGUACCUGUAACUGGUAGGCACUUAACAGAUGAUAUGAUCGUUGGAAAAAAACAUUUUCCUAAGGGUGCAAACAUUUUGAUUUCGCCAUUUCUUGUGCAUCGUAAUGAGGCAUAUUGGAAAGAUCCAGAAACAUUUGACCCGUCCAGAUUUUCCGCCCAAAAAGAGAUGGAAUUGGGAAGCUAUUUGCCAUUUUUAGUUGGACCAAGAGAUUGUCCAGGCAGAUACUACGCAGUGGCGCAAGUGAAAAUAAUGGUGGCAAAUAUACUAAGACAGUACAAAAUUAAGGUGGAUCCGAAGGUUUUGAAAACAAUUAAGUUUAACUAUUAUAUUAUUAUCAAGCCAAAAAUCAAAUUUGAUAUAGAGUUCUUACCUAGAAUUUAAAAUGUAAAAUUUUUAAGAAAAUACAAGAAGAUUUUCAAUAAAA
Messenger RNA from Anthonomus grandis grandis, 1558 nucleotides. RefSeq names its product cytochrome P450 4C1-like. Bases 43 to 1515 code for a protein of 490 amino acids. The record is from RefSeq and is a predicted model, not a curated record. Lineage: Eukaryota; Metazoa; Arthropoda; Insecta; Coleoptera; Curculionidae. Gene Ontology annotation, molecular function: heme binding; oxidoreductase activity, acting on paired donors, with incorporation or reduction of molecular oxygen; monooxygenase activity. The transcript is spliced from 11 exons.